Piliocolobus tephrosceles (Ugandan red Colobus) is the source of this 1825-nucleotide messenger RNA. It is a transcript of the gene HOPX, whose product is annotated as HOP homeobox. NCBI's taxonomy places the organism in Eukaryota, Metazoa, Chordata, Mammalia, Primates, Cercopithecidae. Gene Ontology annotation, molecular function: DNA binding. Gene Ontology annotation, biological process: regulation of transcription by RNA polymerase II; cell differentiation. The record is from RefSeq and is a predicted model, not a curated record. The transcript is spliced from 2 exons. The coding region runs from base 591 to 782 and encodes 63 amino acids. Gene Ontology annotation, cellular component: nucleus.
GGGUUACAUAUGCCAAUUUUUAAAUUUUUUAAGUUUUUGGUCCCAAUUCAGAGACUUUGUAGGUACGGAGGUAACCCAGCAGGAAGUCAUGUUGCUUCAAACUUGCUAGAGUAAUGGUUGGCUUUAAAGUAAAGAGAUGCAAGAGAUCAUGAAGCUUGUGAUGGGCCCAUUUUCCUGACCUUAUAGUACAUUUUUAGUACAAUCACAGGGAAGUCUGAAGUUUUAAAGGACAGCUGACUGGAUCCUCCUCAGUUGGAUUUUGGCUGCAUCUUGCAAGUCCUCCCCUCGGGGAGCACACAGUGAGGCAAGUUCUUUGCCGUACAUUGUGGAAUAGCGGCCUGGUGACUGCAGGCCGGGGACUCACUAAAGCAUACUUAGAAAGAGCGGGUACAGAGUGUUAAAGGAGGAGGUUGCAGAGCGGCAGAGUGGCACGUGCAAGCCCACAGGUGGAAAUUUCUUCCGUGGCUCAAUCCCCUGCCUUAACUCACUUCUCUGCGGACCUAUCUCCAUCUCUGUAAGAUGGAAAGACAUUAAAAGCACCGCCUCCACCUCUCCAACUUUGAGAAGUAACUUGUCUUCGCGCAGGGACCAUGUCGGCGGAGACCGCGACCGGCCCCACGGAGGACCAGGUAGAGAUCCUGGAGUACAACUUCAACAAGGUCGACAAGCACCCGGAUUCCACCACGCUGUGCCUCAUCGCGGCCGAGGCCGGCCUUUCGGAGGAGGAGACCCAGGUGCGUCCCCACACGCGCCCAGCGCGCCCGGACCCCUGCCAGAGCUGAGCCGUCUCGCGGCUGGGCGUUCCUGGUCGUCUGUGCCUCCCGCCGGGCUGCCCUUCCCCCGAUCUCCCAUCGCUUCUGCCCGCAUCCGGGGGCCCAGACCCUGCAUGGCUCCCACUGCCGCCUCCCCGCUUCCCCGUUCCCGUGGGCGCCCAGUCUCCCCGCCACCCCCAUCCAGCUGUGGUUCCCCGGGAGCUGCAUAGAAACCCCGUGGUCACCAGUCCUUGCCUUUCCACUCUCCCCGGCAGCCCGGAAUACACGCUUUCUCCCUCUGCGAGUUGGGAGCAGCGUCUCUCGCCUGUCCCUGUUUCGCCUUCCCGGCUCUGUCCCUCUGGUCUGUCUGUGAAACCUUCGGGAAGAUCUAUUCUAGGCGGGAAUGUCAGAGCUGGAAGGCUCCCCAGAGACCAGCUAGCCAUAAAUUCAGUCCUCCGGUUUGGCGAACCAGGAGGCUGAGCCCAGGAGGGAGGGCGCUGUCAGGAUGGCAGGAGCCGUGAAGCUUGCUCUCUCCACCACAUCACACUGCAGCGUCCCCCGAGCUGCAGAACUCACACUGCAGAAAGCCAGGGAGAUGUGGUUCCGAUUUUUUAAAAAAUUGCCCAGCUCUAAGGUUUAGAGGCUUUUCGGGGCGUUUUAUAAGACGGUAGAUAGCUGACAUUUCAGCUGACGGGAGCGGCAGCCAAUGUCCUCCUAAGUGCAUUCAUUGACUUAUCUAUUUUUUAAAUGCUCCUAUAUUAUCCCGAAAAAUGCCAGGUAAAGAAUGCAACACUACCUGUGGUUGUUCACCACAGGUGCAAUGUUGGAGCCUUUAGCUGACUUUUAAAACCCGUCUAAACUCCGACUUCUCUUUUCUCUUUGGUCAUGGAAAGACAAUCCUUUAAGCAUGAUAGACUACUUGGAACUGAUCUAGCAUCUCUCCUGUGGGUCCCCAAAGCACUUCACACUUCUAACCUCAACUCUAAAGCAGAGACGUUCUUAUUUUUCCUAUUUUAUAUACCAGAGCAUCAGGCACUUGUCCUGUCACCAUGAGCCAUGCUCAGUUGAGGUUU